CCCUGAGCCGCUUGGCUAUAAAUGAUCCUCACUCUGUAACAACCAGCAGUCGCCAAGUGUUCAGAGUAAGAAUUACAGACGCACUGGCACAGCGGCGUUACUUAUAAAACGAAUAACGGUGACAGCGAUGAGUGAGUCACAGCCAACACUGAAAACUUGCCUGGAAGAGCUGAAGUGCCACUUUACAUGGGGGCUACAGGAGAAGGAUACUGAUAUUGAAGAACUAGAAGAAAGGCUUAACUGUCAACUGGAAUAUUUGAAUGUGGAUGCAAAAGGGAGAGUGUAUAAUAUGCUGGCCUAUGUAAACCACAUGAAGAAUGAUUAUACAGAGGCUAUUGUGAAUCUCCAAAAAGCUGAGGGUAUUCUUUGGGAAUAUAAAGUAUUGGAGACCGACAUUAAAUAUCUGCUGACCUUCUCCAACUAUGCAUGGCUCCAUUACUACCUAAAUGAUAGUGAAAGGUCCCAGCUCUAUAUUGACAAGAUUAAUGCUAUUUAUACACAAUCAAAAGGGCUUGAAGAUCUUGUGCAAUCUGAGACCAAUGGAGAACAAGGGUGGGCUCUGGUGAACUUUUGUAGCCAAUACUAUGAGAAAGCAAAAGACUGUUUUGAAGAGGCCGUGAAAGGGAAUCCGGAUGAUCCUGAAUGGAAUACUGGACUGGCCACUGUAGUUUAUCGUAUGGAGGACUUCCGAGGCAGAAGUUGGCCAUGUUUCAAAAGUUUUUCAUUCCAGCUACUUCAAAGGGCAGUUAAGCUAAAUCCAAAGGACUCUGUGAUUAAGGUACUUUUUGCUCUGAAACUACAGGGGUUAAAGAGGCAAGAAGAGGCAAUGAAGCAUAUUAAGGACGUCCUAGAAUUAACACCAGAUCUUCCAUAUGUGCUUCGCUAUGUUGCCAAAUUUUACAGGCGAGCUGGGAAGUUUGAGGAAACCAUCAGAGUCCUGAAGAAGGCUGUAAGUAUAACUCCUAACUCUAGCUUUCUCCAACAUCAGCUGGGGCUGUGCUACAGGCAAAUGAUCAUACAAAGGAAGGGAAGAGGCUAUGGUGAUCACAGUGUUCCAGACACACAAGAAAUAAAGGAUCUAAUGAAAAAGACCAUAUUUCACUUUGAAAUGGUGUUGGAAAUUAAAAAAACAUUUCUGCAUGCACAUUUUGAUUUAGCGGAUAUGUACAUCAGAUCCAAUCAAUAUCAGAAAGCAGAGGAAACCUAUAAAAAGGCCACAGAGCUAACAACCACUCCUGAACACGAGAAACAACAAGCCUACUUACAGUAUGGAAAAUUUCUGGAAAACUGCAAGAAAUCUGAAGAUGAAGCUGUAGAACAGUACAAGGAAGGGCUGCGGAUUCCUGACCAGAAUGAACACAGGCAGGAGUGUGAGGUGUCUCUGAGAAUCAUAGCCAAUCAGAAGUUAGCGAGAAACCCCAGGGACGCUUCUGCACUUGCUUUGCUUGGGUUCGUUAGUAAGGAAAACUAAGACAAAUCAAACGCAGUGAAAUAGUAUGAAAAAGCGUUAAGCGAUGUUCCAUCCAAUGAUUAAUAUCUGAGAUUUAUCUUUGAUCUGAAGUUGAUGUAAACAAAAUCAUUAGAAAUUUACCUGCAUUUCUGCACAUAGAUAUGUAGCAUUUAAAUCAUUCAAAUUAAGCACAUACAGCACUUUACAUAUUAGCAAUAAUUCACUUGUACACAAUAUAAUAUAACAGCCAGAUAAUACUGUUGUAUAAAGUAUUUUAUAUAAACCUCCUGCUUUCCUAGUUGCUCCUGUUACACUAGAGAAUCAGAUGUAUAUAGCACAAUGUACUGAGGAGAUAUUAUUCUUCUAUUUGAAGAGGCUUGAGUUUAGUAUUUUAAAGUCCUUUUAUCAUCUGCAUUAGAGCUCAUUCCCAUCAAUAUUUGGUGUCAUUUAUAUUUGUAUAAAAUGUGUGGGUGCCAUAAAGGUGCCAAGCAAAGAUUUAGCUAGCCCCCAGGUACAUUCUAGGCUUCAGAUAAGUCACCAGAUUGCUAAAGGCAAUGAGGAAGAUCCUGCUGGUAUGCUUGGAGGUGCAGAAGAAAAAGGGUAAGAUAAAGAGGAAUUAUUGUGUAAAUGUAAAUUUAGUAUAAUCUUCACACAUUGAAAUAAGAAACUUUAUAAAUACAAUCAAUUAACAUUUUUGGACUUUAUUUGAAAUAAUCAAGUUACUCAUCACAAAAUGCUUAACUGCAAUCUGUCUUUAGGCAAAUUUUUAUUUACCUUAUAAGUAUAGUAUAGUAGGAGAUGCUUAAUUGCUUAAUUGCACAAGAAAUCAUUCAUCAAAGAUACUUGUAUCAAAAGGUGCUCAUUGUACAGGUAUGGGAUCCCUUAUGCGGAAACCUGUUAUCCAGAAAGCUCCGAAUUAUGGAAAGCCUGUCUU
Molecule: messenger RNA, 2384 nt
Organism: Xenopus tropicalis (tropical clawed frog)
Lineage: Eukaryota; Metazoa; Chordata; Amphibia; Anura; Pipidae
Product: interferon-induced protein with tetratricopeptide repeats 5-like
Exons: 2
Coding region: 128-1471 (447 amino acids)
Biological process (GO): response to other organism
Source: RefSeq, a predicted model, not a curated record